UUUCACUCGCCCCUCCUUUUUUUCAACCGAAGCAGGGGCUUAGGUUUGGAAUCACUGUUUCUUGUCUCACGACUUCUUGCAGCUGGACUCUCUUACCGCGGUGCAAUGGCGGGUGAUUUCUCAGUUUCAGGAGGCCGGACUGACAUCCGUGUUGUCGUCGCCGGCGAUCGUGGAACCGGAAAGUCUUCCUUAAUUGCCGCAGCGGCUUCCGAGUCAUUCAAUGAGAACGUGCCACCAGUGCUGCCUCCAACCCGUCUACCCGCUGAUUACUAUCCCGAUCGCGUCCCCAUCACCAUCAUCGACACUUCUUCCAGUGUAAGGCUUAGUGAAGAAUUGAAGCGAGCAGAUGUUGUCGUGUUAACUUAUGCAUGUGAUCAACCGAGGACACUCAGUCGAUUGACUAGCUUUUGGCUCCUUGAACUGCGUCGUUUGGAGGUGAAUGUACCAGUUAUUGUGGCUGGUUGCAAGCUAGAUCUAAGAGAUGAGAAUCAGCAGAUGAGUCUUGAGCAGGCCAUGGCGCCGACCAUGCAACAAUUCAGGGAGAUUGAGACUUGCAUAGAAUGUUCUGCGGCUACCCUGGUUCAGGUCCCAGAUGUUUUCUAUUAUGCUCAAAAAGCUGUACUUCAUCCAACUGCUCCAUUGUUUGACCAAGAAAGUCAAACAUUAAAACCUCGUUGUGUGAGGGCUUUGAAAAGGAUAUUUGUUCUUUGUGAUAUUGACAUGGACGGAGCCCUCAGUGAUACAGAGUUGAACAAGUUUCAGGUUAAAUGCUUUAAUACUCCAUUGCAGCCUGCUGAGAUAGUAGGUGUUAAACAAGUUGUGCAGGAUAGGAUUCCAGAAGGAGUCAAUGACCUGGGACUUACCUCUGAGGGGUUCAUAUUUCUGCAUGCUUUGUUCAUAGAAAGGGGCCGUCUGGAGACAACCUGGGCUGUUCUGAGAAAAUUUGGAUAUGGCAAUGAUGUAAAACUUAGGGAUGAUUGUCUUCCAUUACCAUCAAAGCGAGCUCCUGAUCAGAGUAUAGAACUCACAAGUGAAGCCACGGAGUACCUGCGUGGGAUUUUCCGGUUGUUUGACAUUGAUAACGAUGGAGCCUUAAAACCUGCAGAGCUAGAAGAUCUAUUUUUUACUGCUCCAGAAAGUCCUUGGGUUGUGGCGCCUUACAACGAUGCUGCAGAGAGAACAUCACUGGGAAAUCUGAGUCUGAAUGGGUUCCUAUCGGAGUGGGCACUUAUGACCUUACUAGAUCCACGAAAUAGUUUGGCCAAUUUAGUAUACCUUGGAUAUGGUGGUGAGCUUGCCUCUGCCCUACGUGUUACUCGGAGAAGAGCAAUUGACCGUAAGAAGCAACUAACAGAGAGAAAUGUUUUUCAUUGCCUGGUUUUUGGUCCCAAAAGUGCUGGAAAAUCUGCGCUGUUGAAUUCAUUUCUAGGAAGGCCUUUCUCGGACCAUUAUAUUCCAACUACUGGGGAACAUUAUGCAACAAAUAUCAUAGACCAACUUGGGGGGACUAAGAAGACUCUUAUUUUGCGAGAAAUACCCGAAGAUCGCACCAAAAGGUUUCUCUCUAAUAAGGAAGUUUUAGCAACCUACGAUGUGGCUCUAUUUUUAUAUGAUAGUUCAGAUGAGCAUUCAUGGAAAAGAUCAAAAAAAUUGCUUUUGGAGGUUGCUAGGCAAGGAGAAGAAAGUGGUUACAGGGUGCCUUCCUUGCUUAUUGCAGCUAAGGAUGACCUGGAUCCAUAUCCAGUGGCAGUACAAGAUUCAAUAAAGGUUUGUCAAGAGUUGGGGAUGGAGGUUCCUAUUCGUAUCAGCGUGAAAUCUGGAGAUCUGAGCAAUGUAUUCUUAAAAAUUGUUUAUGCAGCUGAGCACCCUCAUUUGAGCAUUCCUGAAACUGAAAGUGGAAGAAAACGCAGGCACCACUGGCAGCUUGUUAAUAAUUCGCUUAUGUUUAUUUCCGUUGGAACUGCUGUUGCUGUUAUUGGACUGGCAGCUUACCGUGCCUAUGCUGCGAGGAAAAAUGCUUCAAAUUAGGAUAUUUGAAGAGGAUUUUAGCGGUGAGAAGAUGGAGCUUCAGAUAAGCAGCCUUCUAAUGAGGUAAUGUUGGUUUUUGAUAACCACAGAACAUCCUUAUGCGCACAGUGCAUGUUUUUCCUGUCUCCUAUUCCCUGAUUUGAACUGGGUUCUUGAGCCCAACAUAAAGUUAUGGGUUAUGCCGAAAAUACCGAUGCUAGGGAAAGCAUUUAGUAUAUUCAAAAUACAGUGUAAGGACCGAAAAUAAUGAGAAAUUUUGAGCUGCCUUGUGAUGAUGGAUGAAGUUGCCAUGUUAAAAUAUGAUAGCCUGAUUUUCUGCGUUAUUGGUUCAAUGUUAAAAUUCUCAGAUUCCUAUUUAAUU
Tripterygium wilfordii is the source of this 2389-nucleotide messenger RNA. RefSeq names its product mitochondrial Rho GTPase 2. The coding region runs from base 106 to 2028 and encodes 640 amino acids. Gene Ontology annotation, molecular function: GTP binding; GTPase activity; calcium ion binding. The transcript has 15 exons. Gene Ontology annotation, biological process: mitochondrion organization; small GTPase-mediated signal transduction. Gene Ontology annotation, cellular component: mitochondrial outer membrane. The record is from RefSeq and is a predicted model, not a curated record. Lineage: Eukaryota; Viridiplantae; Streptophyta; Magnoliopsida; Celastrales; Celastraceae.